Clonostachys solani is the source of this 411-nucleotide messenger RNA. Lineage: Eukaryota; Fungi; Ascomycota; Sordariomycetes; Hypocreales; Bionectriaceae. The record is from the annotation of a GenBank genome assembly.
AUGUCUAACCAGAGCGACUACGAAUAUACCAACACCCAAGCUUACCCUCCGCAAGUCCGCCAGUCUCAGUACUCUCCUCAGCCCCAGUACUCUCACCAAUCUCAGUACUCUCUGGGAAACAACCCAUACAGCCACGGCCAGGGAGGCUACAUUCCCCCUUAUCACGACCAGGCCGACUACUCCCGUAGCGCAACCCCCAGCUACUAUCACAAUCAGAAUGAAAUGACUGGUCCUGAUGGCGAGCGAGGUCUCGGCGCAACGGUUGUCGGCGGCGGUACUGCCGGCUGGGCUGCCCACAAGUCCGGUUCGGGGAUGCUCGGCAGUCUUGCCAGUGCUGCCGCUGGUGCCAUCGGUGCAAAUUUCCUCGAGAACAAGCUGAAGAAGCAUCGCAACAAGAGGCACAGCAAGUGA